CCGCUUCCUCGCUCGCUCCCCGCCGCCGCCCGGCCGUUGGCUUCGUGCGGCGCCGCCGCGCCGGGCCCGGCCCGCCCUGGAUCCUGAAAAUCUCCUUGGAAUAUCUGAAGUCCAUAUGGCUAUGUAUGAUGAAGAUAUCUUGAAAAAUCCCUUUUAUUUGGCCAUUCAGAAGCGCCGUCCUGAUCUCUGUACCAAAGUUGCAGAACUCCGUGGUAUUGUAUUAGUUCCAUGCAAAGGAAGCCUUUCAAGCAACAGUAUUUCUACCUGCCAGUUUGAAUCCUAUGUUUUGAAGCCACUAGAGGAAAAUUUUCAGACCUUAAAUGGAAAGGAGAUCUUCAUACAAGGAAACCUCAUCAUUUUAGGAACUGGUUUUAGUCACCAUCUCUCGGUCCCUGUACUUUUUGAAGAAACAUUUUACAAUGAAAAAGAAGAGAGCUUUAGUAUUUUGUGUAUAGCUCAUCCACUGGAAAAAACAGAAAGCUCAGGUGAAUCUACAGCUUCAUCAAAUUCCUAUUCUCUUAAAAGUAUUGAAGAUGUUAGAGAAUUCUUGGGAAGGCACUGUGAGAGAUUUGAUAAAUACAUAGGAUCUUUCUACCGAACAUUUAAAGAACAUGAAAGGAAAAAUCUCCGCCACUACAUAGAUUCUGUCAAUGCGCUUUAUACCAAAUGUCUCCAGCAUCUUUUGAGAGAUUCACACUUGAAGAUGCUUGCAAAGCAAGAAGAGCAGAUGAGUAUGAUUAAACAAGCAGUUGAAAUGUAUAUCCACCAUGCUAUUUAUGAUCUAGUCUUUAAAUAUGUGGGGACUAUUGAGGCAAGUGAGGAUGCUGCUUUCAACAAAAUCACGAGGAGCCUUCAAGACCUCCAGCAAAAAGACAUUGGAGUAAAGUCUGAGUUCAGUUUUAAUAUACCACGUGCAAAACGAGAACUGGGUCAGCUGAACAAAUGUACUUCCCCUCAACAGAAGCUACUUUGCCUACGAAAAGUGGUGCAAAUUAUUAUGCAGUCUCCUAGCCAAAGAGUUAACAUGGAAGCUGUGUGUGCAGAUGAUCUUCUCUCUGUUUUGCUUUAUUUACUUGUAAAAACAGAAAUUCCAAACUGGAUGGCCAACUUGAGUUACAUCAAGAACUUCAGGCUUUGCAGUUCAGUGAAGGAUGAAUUGGGAUACUGUCUAACCUCAAUUGAGGCUGCAAUAGAAUAUAUACGACAAGGCAACCUCUCUGACAGAUCAACAGAAUCUGACAGACUGUGUGACAAGCUGCUUUUAAGACAAAGGAUGAACUUGUUGUCCCAGAUGUCUGCUACUCCGAUAGAUUGCUUAUUUAAGCAUAUUGCUUCAGGUAAUCAGGAGGAAGUGGAGCGAUUACUAAGUCAAGGUGACAGUGACAAGGACACCAUACAAAAAAUGUGUCAUCCACUUUGUUACUGUGACAAAUGCGAGAAGCUAGUUUCUGGGAAACUGAAUGAUCCUUCCAUUAUCACCUCAUUUUCCCGAGAUGACCGGGGAUACACACCACUUCAUAUAGCUGCUAUCUGUGGACAAACAGCAUUAGUGGAUUUACUGGUCGCAAAAGGAGCCAUUGUCAAUGCUACAGAUUACCAUGGUUCAACUCCGCUUCACCUUGCCUGUCAGAAGGGAUAUCAAAAUGUUACACUUCUCUUAUUGCACUACAAGGCAAGUACUGACGUCCAAGACAAUAAUGGAAAUACUCCGCUUCAUUUAGCCUGCACUUAUGGUCAUGAGGAUUGUGUCAAAGCUUUAGUCUACUAUGAUGUUCGUUCCUGUAGAUUAGAUACUGGCAAUGAAAAGGGAGAUACUCCUCUCCAUAUAGCUGCUCGUUGGGGUUAUCAAGGGAUCAUAGAAGUGCUUUUGCAAAAUGGGGCAAAUCCAGAUAUUCAAAACCGGAUGAAAGAGACGUCCCUACAGUGUGCAUUAAAUUCCAAGAUUUUGUCACUGAUGGAAUUAAACUAUCUAACGUUUGAAAGGGGACAGAGUGCUUCUGAGUCACCACUUAGGUCUCCUCAGCACUCUGUGGAAACUUUCAGCAGAGGAUCAUCUGUCUCAAGCUUGUCAUCAGCAUCAAUUGAUACAAGGCAAGAAGAAAUAAAAAACAGUUAUAAAGAGGUGGAAAAACUCCUCAGAGCAGUUGCUGAUGGAGAUCUGGAAAUGGUACGUUAUCUAUUGGAAUGGAUGGAGGAAGACUUGGAAGAUGAAGAUGACACAGUCGGUACAUCAAAACCAGAAUUCUGCCAUCCAUUGUGCCAGUGCGCAAAAUGUGGGCCAGCACAAAAGAAAUUUGCAAGGAUCCGUACUAAUGGACUUGGUGUAAAUGUUUCAAACCAAGAUGGUUUUACACCACUGCAUAUGGCUGCACUGCAUGGACACUCUGAACUUGUCACUCUCUUGUUGAAACAUGGAGCCAGUGUCAGUGCCAAGAAUGCUAAACAUGCAGUUCCUCUUCACUUAGCCUGCCAGAAGGGUCACUUCCAGGUGGUGAAGCGUCUGAUAGAUUACAAUGCUAAACAAAAUAAAAAGGAUAUAUAUGGAAAUACUCCUUUAAUUUAUGCAUGCUUGAAUGGUCAGUAUGAGACUACUGCCUUGUUGUUACAGCAUGGAGUUUCUGUUAACCUUUCUAAUGCCAAAGGAAAUACAGCACUGCACGAAGCUGUGAUAGCGAAGAACGAAGCCCUGGUAGACUUGCUGCUUCAGAAUGGUGCCAUGACGCACAUAAGGAAUGAAAGGAACUGUACCCCUGCAGACUGUGCUGAGCCGAAUUCAAAUAUCAUUAAGUUGCUGGAAACAGCACCAAGCUAUGUACCUACAUCAGCAGAGAGAGAAAAGGAAUAUGAGCAGAAUGCUACUAUCAAGAUAAGAAAAAAAGUGAAUUCUAAGCCAUGUGAGAAAGCCGGUGAUCCCUUAAGCAGACAACAUCAACUGGUCCAAUCAAUUAACAGAUUUAACAAAGGGAAACAUUUACGGAGAACAAUAACAAGAGACAAAAGUGUCCCCAGUUUUGACUAUCAAUUAUUGCAUCAGUUAGCUAUUAAAAGCUUUGACAAAACCAAGUUAAAAUCUGUUGAAACGCUGGACCAGAGCAAAGUUAAGAUGAUUGACACAGGAUGCAGUGGUGAGUUUGUGAAACAUGAUGACAUGCUAGAAGCUCCUCAAAGGAGUAAAUUAAUGCACCGAAGACACACUGUUAACGUACCGCUUUCAGCAGAGAAUGUCAACGACAAUAGUUUAUCCAGCCCUAGAAAUCCAAGUAUUUCACAAUCAAGAGACUGUUGUGAUGACUUGCUUUCCAAACAUUGACAAGGAAGCGCAAACUUGAUGUCAAAAGCUGAGGAACUAGGUGGUGUUAAUUUCUAUAUCCCUUUGCUGCAUAUCAAAGAAUUCAGUGACGAUUGCAAGCUAUGCCUUCAGAACAGAACACAAGGAUGACUCUUCAACAGAAACAGAAUGUUCCUAGCACUUUCGAAGACUGAAUCCUCUGUUAAUGUUGGAGGUAACUACACAGACAGAUCAUUACUGAUCUCGACAGGGAAGUACUGAGAGGCAGACAGCAAAAUUACUUUCCUAUUCUACUUAGCACUUACUAAAAAAACUAUAUGUAACAGUAAACCAAACCAAAUCUUGUAUUGUAUUUUUCAGCCACCCCCUUUGUUUUUAGAAGUCUUUGAAUAAUUUUUGCAUUUUCAGGUUUUACCACUACAUUGGAUAAAUAUAUAUAAAUAUAUAGAUAUUUAUAUAUAUAAAGAUAUAUUGGAUAACAAGCUAUUUAUUGCCAGAGGUAAAUGAAAUGUCUCUAUUUUUAUUGUAAUAUUACAAACCAUUAUAGUAUAUAUUUCUGUAUAUUUCAGUAGCUGGAAAACAGUAGUCUGUAACAUCCGUGACACCGUGUUAGACAUUUAUACACGCUAUUAAUGUGAAGGGAACUAAUCCUUGCUAAUUUCUUUGUAAUGCUCCCCUGUAUUGGAUCUGCAAGAUGAAGUUCUUUUUAAGAGCCAAGACAGUGGAGAAAAGUAGAGAACUCUUGCAAACCUGAACUUUGGAUUCACUGUUCACAGCCUAAUUAGAAAAUGUGCAGAAGCAAGCACGUGUAAGGACACACUUUUUUUUUCUUCUUCCUCUAAAGCAAGUCAUUCAAAAAAAUGCACAAAUAUUCAUGAUUCUGAACCUGGAUAACAUCUUCAGACAAAACUGCUGUGUAAAAACUUUGUUCUGGACUGUUUCUUAAACAGGUAGACUUCCAUUUCUGAAAGGUACCUCUCAUAUCAGUACGCACUUGUUGGAAUAGGUCAGGUAUUACACCAUUCCUAGAGGUGAAGACUGAAGAAUCGAAAGCUCCUAAGCAACUGAGAUGACUGCUUGGAUUUGGACUUCAUUUUCUACUGUUUGAUUAGGGGAGGAGAAUGUGUAAAUCGCACAAGACAGGUUUCUAAGUGCAGUAUUCUUCAUUCUUGGCUCAUCACAUCCAGCCUGCAUUUUAUUUCAUAAAAUAUUUGUAUGAAUAAUUCUGUUCCUUUUAGCUGUAGUAUCUGUAAACUGCCUGGCAAAGUACAAAGCUGGAGGACAUACCGGUGAUUUUUUUCAAAUAACUUUUUAAUUGAAGAGAUAAAAUGUGCAUUAAGUGCACAUAUGGACACUUGGAGUUUGAAGUUCAUGUGUUUAUUUUUCUAAUAAUUUAUGAGUUUAUCUGAUUUUUCUAAUGUGCCUUGGAUUUGUGCCAAAAGAUGGAAAGAA
Molecule: messenger RNA, 4741 nt
Organism: Cygnus atratus (black swan)
Lineage: Eukaryota; Metazoa; Chordata; Aves; Anseriformes; Anatidae
Gene: ANKRD27
Product: ankyrin repeat domain 27
Exons: 29
Coding region: 116-3310 (1064 amino acids)
Biological process (GO): early endosome to late endosome transport; neuron projection morphogenesis
Cellular component (GO): tubular endosome; early endosome; plasma membrane
Molecular function (GO): guanyl-nucleotide exchange factor activity; SNARE binding
Source: RefSeq, a predicted model, not a curated record